AGCCGGUGUUUUUGUUUAGUUUUUGUUACUCUUUUUUUCCUCAAGUGUGUGCGUGUGUGUGAGUUCUUCUUGCUGUCAGUGCUGCUCCACGCUGUCUCCAGCAUACCUCUUGUUCAGGAUGUCUCCUCUGCCUCUGCUGAGUGGAAUGUUGUUGCUGUUCUCUGGGAUUUCGGCCGGGGGCUGCACCCCAGCCCCUGUGGGCUCAGAGCUGGCGGCCCAGGGGAACAGCCAGGCGCAGCCGCUCCCCUCGGCAACGGACUGUCCGUCCUGCGCGCUGGCCCGGCUGCAGAAGGACGCGCCGCCGGGGCCGGACGGCCAAACCGACAUGGUGGAGGCGGUGAAGCGGCACAUCCUCAACAUGCUCCACCUACAGGAGCGGCCCAACAUCACCCACCCCGUGCCCCGCGCCGCCCUCCUCAACGCCAUCAAGAAGCUACACGUGGGCCGCGUGGGCGAGGACGGAAGCGUGGAGAUUGAGGACGAGGGCCAGAGCCGGGCGGAGAUGAGCGAGCUCGCCGAGCAGACCUCUGAGAUCAUCACCUUCGCCGAGGCAGACAAUUAUCCUCCAAGUGAAUCUCCAGAUGCUGUAAAUUUCCAGAUCUCCCAGGAAGGCAGUGAGCUGUCCCUGGUGGAGCAGGCCAAUGUGUGGCUGUUCCUCAAGCUGGCCAAGACCAACCGCAGCCGGGCCAAAGUGACCAUUCGGCUGCUGCAGCGGCGGCAGGGCCCGGACGGGCAGGCGCAGGAGGUGACGGUGUCGGAGAAGGCGGUGGACACGCGGCGCAGCGGCUGGCACACGCUGCCCGUGUCCGGGAGCGUGCAGGAGCUGCUGGGCCGGGGUGGCAGCCUGUUGAGCCUGCGGGUGUCCUGUGCCCAGUGCACCGACGCCGGGGCCACGCCCGUGCUGGUGCAGGUGCCCGAGCGGGAGAGGGAGCAGUCGCACCGGCCCUUCCUCAUGGUGGUGGUGCGGCAGGCCUCUGAGCACCCGCACCAGCGGCGCAAGCGGGGCCUGGAGUGUGACGGUAAGAUCCGCAUCUGCUGCAAGAAGCAGUUCCACGUCAAUUUCAAGGACAUCGGCUGGAGUGACUGGAUCAUUGCGCCGCCCGGGUACCACGCCAACUACUGCGAGGGCGACUGCCCCAGUCACGUGGCCAGCAUCACCGGCUCCUCCCUCUCAUUCCACUCCACCGUCAUCAACCACUACCGCAUGCGGGGCUACAGCCCCUUCACAAACAUCAAGUCCUGCUGCGUGCCCACGCGGCUGAGGGCCAUGUCCAUGCUCUACUACAACGAGGAGCACAAGAUAGUGAAAAAGGACAUCCAGAACAUGGUGGUGGAGGAGUGUGGCUGCUCAUAAAGCAAGAGGGCCGUGUGAGUAACCGGCCCUGAGAACCAGUACCACCACAACGGAGAAAACAGCAGAGACGGAGGGAGGAGGAGGGAAGCACCUCGCCAUCCCCCUCCCUCAAAAGAGACUCGCUAAGGUUUUUUGUUUUCUUGUUUUUUUUUUGGUUAGUCUUGUUU
Messenger RNA from Megalops cyprinoides (Indo-Pacific tarpon), 1521 nucleotides. It is a transcript of the gene inhbaa, whose product is annotated as inhibin subunit beta Aa. The coding region runs from base 119 to 1354 and encodes 411 amino acids. Gene Ontology annotation, biological process: SMAD protein signal transduction; BMP signaling pathway. NCBI's taxonomy places the organism in Eukaryota, Metazoa, Chordata, Actinopteri, Elopiformes, Megalopidae. The record is from RefSeq and is a predicted model, not a curated record. Gene Ontology annotation, cellular component: extracellular region. Gene Ontology annotation, molecular function: growth factor activity; cytokine activity; hormone activity. The transcript has 3 exons.